This is a messenger RNA of Chionomys nivalis (European snow vole), 2065 nucleotides long. Its product is annotated as E3 ubiquitin-protein ligase HERC2-like. The transcript is spliced from 13 exons. The record is from RefSeq and is a predicted model, not a curated record. Lineage: Eukaryota; Metazoa; Chordata; Mammalia; Rodentia; Cricetidae. Gene Ontology annotation, cellular component: cytoplasm. Gene Ontology annotation, biological process: protein ubiquitination. The coding region runs from base 794 to 1951 and encodes 385 amino acids. Gene Ontology annotation, molecular function: ubiquitin-protein transferase activity.
UUCGGGCCGCAGACCGGACCGCUGGCUCGCUAGCGCCGGCCGGUUCCCGCAGGGAGGGUUCCCGCAGCCGGCUGGCGGAGCGGGCGGCGCCGCGUCUGGCCGAGCGCGGGCCGGAGCAGGGCGGAGCGGCGACGACGGGCGGCGCCAGGCCCGACCACCGGGAGGAAACAUGCCUUCUGAGUCCUUCUGUUUGGCUGCCCAGUCUCGACUUGAUUCCAAAUGGUUGAAGACAGAUAUCCAGCUCGCAUUCACAAGAGAUGGACUCUGUGGUCUGUGGAAUGAAAUGGUUAAAGAUGGAGAAAUUGUGUACACUGGGACAGAGUUAACCCAGGAUCAAGAACUCCCUUCUAGGAAGGAUGAUGGUGCUGAUACUCAGAAUGGAACCAAGAAAGAAGAUCUUACUGACAAAGAGAAGAAGGAGGAGGACGAGAUGCCUGCACCCGUGUAUAAAGUCAAAUCAAUCCUGGAGAGUUGGGUGUGGGGCAAGCAACCAGGGUAUUUAUUUCUUUUAUCUUGUCUUCAAUGCCUGAGAUUCUAUCUUUCAUCCACUCUGUUGGUCCUACUUGUGACAGUGUUGAGGAGGACAUGAGUGCUUCUGCCCGAGGAGCCUCUGCUUCAGUGUUGGAGGAAACAAGGAAGGAAACCGCUCCUGUUCAGCUCCCUGUUUCAGGGCCAGAACUGGCUGCUAUGAUGAAGAUUUGAACCAGGGUCAUGAGAGGCGUGGACUGGAAGUGGGGUGACCAGGAUGGGCCUCCGCCAGGCUUAGGCCGUGUAAUUGGUGAGCUGGGAGAGGAUGGCUGGAUCAGGGUCCAGUGGGACACGGGCAGCACUAACUCAUACAGGAUGGGUAAAGAAGGAAAGUAUGACCUCAAGCUGGUGGAGUUGCCAGUGUCAUCACAGCCCUCUGCAGAGGACUCAGACACAGAAGAUGACUCAGAAAGCUGAACCAGGAGACAGGAGCAUCCACCCCACAGCGAUGAUGCUGACCAGCAUUAUUAACUUACUGCAGACUCUGUGUCUGUCCGUUGGUGUCCACACUGAUGUCAUGCAGAGCGAGGCCACCAAGACUUUGUGUGGACUGCUGAGAAUGUUAGUGGAAAGUGGAACAACAGAUAAGCUAUCUCCUCCAGACAGACUGGUGUGCAGGGAGCAGCACCGGAGCUGGUGUACACUGGGCUUCGUCCGGAGCAUCGCACUCACCCCGCAGGCCUGCGGGGCCCUCAGCUCCCCAAGGUGGAUCACGCUGCUCAUGAAGAUUGUGGAGGGGCAUGCGCCCUUCACUGCCGCCUCCCUGCAGAGGCAGAUCUUAGCUGUCCAUUUACUACAAGCAGUUCUUCCGUCAUGGGACAAGACGGAAAGGGCACGGGACAUGAAGUGUCUGGUGGAAAAGCUGUUUGGCUUCCUGGGCAGCUUGCUCACUACUUGUUCUUCUGAUGUCCCAUUCCUUAGAGAAUCCACAUUGAGGAAGCGGAGGGCACGACCGCAGGCUUCCUUGACUGCCACUCACAGCAGCACUCUGGCUGAGGAGGUGGUGGGGCUGCUCCGCACUCUGCACUCGCUCACCCAGUGGACCGGCCUCAUCAACAAAUACAUUAACUCCCAGCUCUGCUCCGUCACACACAGCUGCUCUGGGAAGACUCCAGAAAGGGCCCUGCUGGAGGACUACUUCCCAGACUCUGAGAACCUGGAAGUGGGGGGCCUCAGGGCAGUGCUGGCUGUGAUUGGAGGGAUCGAUGGCCGACUGCGCCUGGGAAGCCAGGUCAUGCAUGAUGAGUUUGGAGAGGGCACAGUGACUCGCAUCACCCCGAAGGGCAGAAUCACUGUGCAGUUCUGUGACAUGCGCAUGUGCCGAGUUUGCCCGUUGAAUCAGCUCAAACCGACAGGGUUUCUUCAUCAGCAACUCUUUGAAGGAUUUUGUGCCCUUUCUUCAGCUCCCUGCUGUGGCCUUUAGCCUAAACAACCUGCCUUUCACGGAGCCUAUGCUUUCUGUCUGGGCUGAGUUGGUGAACCUUGCUGGAAGCAAAUUGGAAAAGCACAAAACAAAGAAAUCAGCAAAACAGGCCUU